Sphaeramia orbicularis (orbiculate cardinalfish) is the source of this 3204-nucleotide messenger RNA. Its product is annotated as interleukin-34-like. The record is from RefSeq and is a predicted model, not a curated record. Lineage: Eukaryota; Metazoa; Chordata; Actinopteri; Kurtiformes; Apogonidae. Gene Ontology annotation, molecular function: macrophage colony-stimulating factor receptor binding. Gene Ontology annotation, biological process: positive regulation of cell population proliferation; positive regulation of protein phosphorylation; positive regulation of monocyte differentiation.
AUGGAUGUCCAGAUGUCCAGCUGUCUUAUGUGUGUGUGUCUUCUUCCAGGCCUGUUUCUACUCGUGCCUGUCCUCAUGGCUCCUAGCCCGUCCAGCCUGUGUACUCUGAAGACCCUCAACGACAGCCUGGGCCACAGGAGACGCUUCAUGAAACACAACUUCCCCAUUAACUACACCAUCAGGGUUCACUAUGAGGAGGUCUUCAAACUGUCCAACAUCAACAGAAUGAGGUUAAACAUAGAAGACCUGGAUGAGCUGGUUCUCCAGAGGUUGUGGUUCCAGGUCAACCAAGGAGUGUUAAAAAAGAUCCUCCGGGUGAUGUCCGAGCGACACCCUUCGCGUCCGUACACUGCAGAGUUGGAGCGACGCUUGCAGGAUGCUGAGGGUUUUGUCCAGUCACAUCCUGACGAGGCGUUCCAGCAGGAGCUUCCAGACGCCGUGCAGGACAUUUGGGAUCGUUUAACGGAAGAGCCCGACAAAGUGCCAGAGUCCAGCUGGAGAUUUGUUUCUCCAAAAUCCCUUCUGGAUAACUUCUGCCGCACCAUGCACUGCCUCUUCAGCAAGUGUUUCUCCGGUUCAGAAGGAGAACAGGACUAUUGCAGUGUGUCCCAUUGGAGGAAAGGCAGGAAGAACACUCAAAGCCUCAAAGCUGAGACGAAGCCAGUGUCGUCAGGUCGUCCCUGUUCGUCUACCGAUUAGGGAUUGAUGCGGUAAAACUCCUUGAGCUACAGGGAGAGGGUCUAAAAUGACAAUCCACACUGAAACUAAAGACGUUCAGUCCUGUUUGUGAACAUUAAUAAGUCUUUCCCCGAAGAAAAAGAGACCCAAGACUGUCUGGAUGAUAUGACAAAGACAAAGACCCCCCCAACAGAAUAUGCAGACGACUCCUCAUUCUUCGCUUUCCGUCACUCGCCGAGAAGGUCGGGGUGUUUUUUUCCUGAUCGCCUUUCACACUUUGGAACAGAUUUGUACAUGUUCACAUCCGUAUAUCAACUAAAUUGACGUAUAAUCCUAUUAUAAAGUGGAGUUUUUGGACUGAAGCUGCUUAGCGAAUGAUUCGUCUGGAGCGAGGACGUGGCCUUUGUGUGGAAAACCUGCGAAGAAGAGCUCCGGUGGACGUGCACGGUUCACUUCAGAGACCAUGAGAAACUCCAUGGAAAUGCUCUGUUGAACAACUUCAGUAUCCAGCUGACUGAAACUGGUACUGUAGCCGAAAGUACGGAGCUACAGGCGAACGUAUUGUACUGGAAGUGAACUUCAAGCCUAAAGCCAAAACCAAUAACUGCUGUCUCCUCCGUUCACGUUGGUUCACUUACGCUCUAUUCCAUGGACGGGAUUUCUGUUUCUAUGUUUUUUAAUGCACAAAGAAAAAGAAAGUAGGACCUGGACAAAUUCAACUCCUUCAAUCAGCAAGAAUCAGCUCAGGCGACUAUUGAGCAUUUAUCAGCUUUACAUUAAUGAAAAGACACUGUUUUAUAUUCACCAUAUGGACAAAAGUAUUGGGACAUGUUAUAUUCAGGUGUUUUGGGUCUGGGGUAGAAAACAAUAAUGACAAAAUAAAAGAAAUAUUGAUGUUUUUGUCUCAAAUCUUCAUGAACAGGACAUUUUACAGCUGUAGACAUGAUGUGUCCCAAUAUUUAUGUCCAUAUAGUUUAUGAACAUCAAUACUUUCUUCACAUUUAAUGGGAGACUUUUCAUUUUAAGUGCGAUGUGAUGAAACUAGAUAGUUAGUUGUGGUACAAAAUUAUUAUUUACAGUCAGAGCAGGAAGAAUAUUUUAGAAAUGUAGACCCUGAAACCUCCUCUACGACCCUAACACUGAAGGUCAUUAGCAUAUGAAAAACAACCUCCACAGACCACGCCCCCUACAGGUUUCAGCCACUUCAAGUCCACUUAACCUCACCAGCAAUUAAAACUGAAGAAGAUGUUUUCUAAAGAGUAAAACUAGUCCAGUUGAACCCAGAAGAACUACCAAGAAGAACCAUGACCUGGGCAAAUGAGAACUUGAGACAAAAUGUUGAGAAACAUUAAGUAAAACCAUCUCUGAGGCAUUUUGGAAACAAAGAUAACAAUUUAAACCAAACUAACCAAUGCAAUGAUAUUUAUCCCAAUGAGAUGUGAUGAAAGUAGAUGGUUAGUUGUGGUAGAAAAUUAUUAUUUACAGUCAGAGUAGGAAAAAUAUUUUAGAAAUGUAGACCCUGAAACCUCUUCUACGACCCUAAGGUCAUUGCAUAUGAAAAAACAACCUCCACAGACCACGCCCCCUACAGGUUUAAGCCUAUAAGUCCAUUUAACCUCACCAGUAAUUGAAUCUAAAGAUGUUUUCAAAAGAGCAAAACUAGUCCAGUUGAACCCAGAAGAACUACCAAGAAGAACCAUGACCUGGGCAAAUGAGAACUUGAGACAAAAUGUUGAGAGACAUUAAGUCAAAACCAUCUCUGAGGCAUUUUGGAAGUAAAAACUAACCAAUGCAAUGAUAUUUAUCCCAUAAUAUAAAACUAUAUUCUGACAUUAGUCAUUAUUGUUUUGUAUCCCAGACUCCUGUUAGAAAAGAAACACCUGAAUCCAACAUGUCCACAUACUUUUGUCCACAUAUUCAUGCUCCAUAUCCAGUUUUCUUCAAAUCAAAGGUCUUGAAAGUUUCCCAAAACAUUAACAUAAUAUCUGGCCAAAAGAAAAGCAGCUGUUGAUGUGUCAGAUGACAGGUUAGAUUUGAUCGGAGCCUAAACGUGCAGCUGUAAACCAUCUCAUGCUGGUCUGGAUUUUUUUUUUCAUGGUCCGACCUUAACAUUUUAAACAGUAAAUUCUGAGUAGGAGUUUUACUUCAAAGCUAAACAGAUAUUCCUGGUUCUUAUUUUGCUGUCACCGCUCAGGUUGUGCCAGUUUUAUGUUUUGUUUGAUCAGUUGUACAAUUCAACUAAAGGCUGUUGUUGCUGUUGAAGGACACAGUGGAUCAUAUUCAUUAGAACAGCAGCCUUGUCUUGUCCAGGAUGGGAAUCCUAAUGCUAUUGGCAACAAUAAUUCAGUAUUAAUGCGUCCAGUCACGGAAAUAUACUAAAUGUAACAUGUUGCUAUAAUGUGGGGGUCUCAAACAUGCGGCCUGGGGGCCAAAUGUGGCCCGCCAAAGGUUCCAAUCCGGCCCGUGGGAUGAAUUUGCAAAGUGCAAAAAUUCCACAGUCAAGGCUGUGGAACUCAUUUUAGUUGC